Messenger RNA from Lactuca sativa (garden lettuce), 1374 nucleotides. NCBI's taxonomy places the organism in Eukaryota, Viridiplantae, Streptophyta, Magnoliopsida, Asterales, Asteraceae. The record is from RefSeq and is a predicted model, not a curated record.
AUGGUUGUAGUGGGAAACAAUCGUGCAGGAGCUACAACCAAUGGAGAGACAGCUAUGGUUGCUCAAUCUUUUGAUUGGGAGGAUCAAAUUCAAGCCUUAAACAUCAUAGGGCCAGAAAAUGCUCACCUAGCUCAAAUUGAUGAUGUUGCUUCAAAGAACAAUGAUGCUGACCCAGAGGCAGAAAUGAUGGAGCUGCAGCUUGCCCUAAUGGUUACCACCUCCUCCGAGCCCAAGAAAAGCGAGGUAAAUCUACCGUCUUGUUCUUUUGCUUGCAAAGAAUAUGUUACACUUCUUCGCAAUGAAAUUCAAACCUUACGUAGACAAGUAGAGGACCUUAAAUAUGAGGGUUAUCAACUUAGGAAGGGACAGAAACCACUUAAGGCCCAACUAGAAGCCAAAACAAAGGACUUUAGAAAAAUUCAAUCAGAAUUUAGUGAAAAGUGUGAAAUUUAUGAUUAUACUAAGAGACAACUUGAUGCUGUGACUAAAGAACUUGACGAAUUGAAAAUUAAAAGUGGAAAAAUAGAUGACGAAACUGACAGGGAGUCACAUCUUCGAUAUGGCAAACCUGCUGUUUUAGUUUCAAGAGAUACACCCUUAGAUCAGGCCAAGUGUGAAGCUGGAGAAUUUGUUUCUGUUUUUAAUUCUGAUUUUUCUAUUGUGAACAAAUUUGAGUGUGUUUCUGAUGUUAAGACUGAAAAGGCUUCUUGUGUUAGCUCAUCAUCUGAUACUGUUAAAUUUGAUUUUUUCGAUAUGUUUGAUGAAUUGUUUGGUAAUUCUGAUGCUUGUGAUUCUCAUGAGGAAUCAUCAACUCCACAAGUCAAAUCAAAUGAGGCACCCUCACUUAUUUCUCAAUCUAAUUCUCAUGCAUGUUCUUCUAAGAAGAGUAAGAGUGGGCAGUUGCGGAGGAAUAUCGUCCGUCCUUGGUACAUCGAUAGCGGCUGUUCCUGGCAUAUGAGUGGUGACAUCUCCCAGCUGAGCGAAAUUCAAUCUUUUAAUGGGGGUUAUGUUUCCUUUGUGGGCAGAGAUGGUGGAAAGAUCACACAGCGUGGAACUGUUACAAAUAGAGUGCUGAGCUUUGAAAACGUCAACUUUGGACCCGAUUUAAAGCAUAGUUUGUUGAGCGUCUCUCAGAUAUGUGACAAAGAGUGUAUGAUUCUUAAGCCUGGUAUCGUCAUCCCAGAAGAAUGGAUUCUAGUCAAAUCGAAACGGGAUGGGAACGUCUACAUCAUUGAUAUGAACAGUAACCUACCUAAACAAGUCACUUGUUUAUUCUCAAAGGUUUCCGAACACAAUGCAAUGUUAUGGCAUCGAAGACUUGGUCAUGAAAAUGCGAAAAACCUGAAUCGUCUUGCGAAAAAUGAGAUGGUCUGA